Messenger RNA from Penaeus monodon (black tiger shrimp), 1836 nucleotides. RefSeq lists its product as uncharacterized. NCBI's taxonomy places the organism in Eukaryota, Metazoa, Arthropoda, Malacostraca, Decapoda, Penaeidae. The coding region runs from base 331 to 1836 and encodes 501 amino acids. The transcript is spliced from 2 exons. The record is from RefSeq and is a predicted model, not a curated record.
CACUGUGGCUUCGGUACAGAGAAACGCUCAUUACUGCAACCUGCCUGCAAUCCACCCCGAGCGUGGAUCAGCGACGAGUCAGCUACUAGCUGGCCUAGCUUGUUUGCCAAUCCACCUGUCGUCGCGGUGGUUCGCACCAGCUGGGGUUGGCGUUCGAGGUCGCAGGAGGGAGGAAGGCAGACGGAGGAGGCCAGACAGCAGGCGGCGACGACCGGAGCUUCUCCAGACGGUUCCGCACAGCCUUUAUCGCCUGGCACAUUUUUUUGGUGAAGCUGUCUCCACCGUCCUCACCACACCGCACCAUUGCCACAGAUUUUCUAGUGGCAUGUGAUGACCUGCCCUUGUGUGACAUUGCUGCUAAGGCAAAUAAGCUGUAUCUGGCCCGAGCUACACGUGCACCAUUGCGGGAGCCACGACGUCCGCUACCUGUGGCUGCAGCAGCCGCAGCAGGAUUUAGAGGACAGGACCCACCUGUCACUAAACCGUAUUGCGCUUAUCACAGGGAUUUUGGCCACGCGACAUACGAAUGCCGGGAAAAACCAAGGGGGCAGGUGUGCUGGCGAUGUGCACGCGCAGGGCACUUCCGUCUUAACUGCCCCUUUCCAGCAGGCCGGACAGGUGAUGGCCCACGCCCCUCUGGCUCAGAAUUCGACGGGUCCAGUCCAGGUCAGUAACAUUAACACUGUCAGGUCGCCAAAACCACAGAGGGAACGACGAGUGAGAGCCAGGCCAGCCCGGAAGGUGUUAACCGGGAGGCCCAUGACUGAACUGUGUAUGGCAGGCAAGAGGCUGAAGUGCUUCAUAGACACGGGUAGUUCAGUCUCGCUGAUAAAAUACUCGGCUAUAUUAGGCUUACACCUUGCAUCUCGGGGGCGUGCGGCUCGAGCUCUUGCUGGUAUAUCAGGUCAAGGUCUCCAUACCAUUGAAGAGAGGGACAUCAUGGUCGGCAUUCCUCGUGGGGAGAGAGCAGUACAUCGCUUCAUCGUAGUCAAAGAUUGUCAAUUUCCGGGUGAUGUCUUAAUAGGUAUCGACUUUCUUAGACGCUUCUCAUUCACCUUUCAGCAUAAUAGCAGGCCCAGCUAUUCUUUUCUGAGAAUUGGGAACAUAGAAUUACCAGUCACUUUUACAGAUUCCCCCUCACUCGGUGUGCUGGCAGUAAAGGUGAAACGUGAGAAAAUUUUCAAUUUACGCUCCCUUUUCGGAAGUCCUCCCUUACCGUGUGCACGAGUAAGGAGAACUGUAAUGAUGCCGCCUCACUCUGGUAAAUUCGUACCCGCAACAGUGCGUAUUCCCGAUAGCGAUGUUUUGGUAGAAGGAAAUAUCGGAGAUUUACUAAUACCAAGAUCUCUUUGCAGAAAGACCAGUAACAUCCUCAAUGUAUGGGUUGUGAACCUGGGUCAUAAGCCAGUGAAGUUACGCAAUGGGAGCUUUCUCUCGGUAGUAACCCCUAUUAGCGAGUUCCCUCAGGUUGCGGCAGCAGAUUUACAGGAAGACUGCACGCAGUUGACAGAUGACAACGAACCCCCAGGGCAGUUGCCCGCCCUGAAUCACCUUUCCAGCUUACAGAGUGAUGCCUUGCUGGCACUGUUGCAGUCACACCAGUCACUCUUCGAUGGUAAGAAGUCAGAAGUGGGAGUAGUCCCAGGCAUCUACCAUUCAAUACCCACAGGUGAUGCACAACCUAUUAUGACGAGGCAGUGGAGACUACCCCAAAUUUCUAAGCAGAUUAUCAGAGAGGAGUGUGAGAAGAUGCUGGAUAGUGGCGUGAUAGAACCAUCCACCUCUCCAUGGUUAUCUCCAAUAGUUCUGGUGAAGAAGCGUGAUGGCAGCCAUUGA